GCAACCUCGUUCGCUCAUGCUUGGUAUUUCCAGGCAGUUCAUAGCUCAGCUUCUUACUUUAUGGUGUAGGAUCGCCGCUGCCCACAUCAAAUCAUGAAAGACACCACGCCUCCCAUUAUUUCGGCCAUUGCUGUAUCUAAGAGCCUCCUCCUAGAUUCGCUUCACGACCGUGUUACCGGUGUGCUGGUCGGAGCGGCCCUUGGCGAUGCCAUUGGCUUGUACACCGAGUUUCUCUCAGCGGAACACUCUGCUUUCUUCUACCCUGCUCGCCAGUUUAUCCUCGCCCCGGAUGGAUAUGAUGGUAAGGGACCGACACGCUUUCGCGUUGACACGCAUCGGAUGAAACAUCUCCCCGGCGAUUGGACUGACGACACCGACCAUGCGCUACUGCUCCUCCUCGCCGCUCUCCGCAACGUCGACGCUAGCAUCUCUGAUGCUGACCUCGUUGCCGCAACAACAGCAGACUUUCCCCCGCGUCUGAAGAUAUGGGUUGACUGUGGUUUGCGCGCUCUUGACAAGAUGCCCCUGGGUUUGGGAAAAGUAGUGGCUAGCGUGGUACGAUCGCAUACUUUCGUGACGGACCCCGAAGGUACCGCACGAAAGUGCUGGGAGUCAUCAGGCAAGCGCAGCGCAUCAAACGGUAGCCUAAUGCGCACGCACCCACUAGGGUUGCUGGCUUUGGCCCGUGAUGAAGAAGUGGCCUUUGCUUUAGGUGCGGCUGUCUCCAAGACUACCCACGCAGACCCUCGCUGUGUUAUUGCCUGUGCCAUUGGUUCGGCACUCAUCCGCGGCGUUGUCCGAGGAGACAUUGAUAAUAAUUCUGAUCUGGAUUCUGUAAUAACACGGGCUUUAGUAUGGUUCGCUACCCAGGAACAGCCUUCGCCCGGUUACAAAUUGGACGUGGCCGAACUAAAAAAGCACACAGAGGUUGAGGGCCUCGAUUCUUUAAAAUUGGAUGAUUCGCAGGGUAUGGGAUAUGUGUAUAAGACCUUGGGAGCCGGGGUAUUUCUUUUGCGGAGCGCCAUAAAGGUGAUUCGGGGUGGUAACCCUAGCUUCCGGGCGCGGCUCAGCCUAUUCGAGAACCUGAUCACUGAUCUUGUGAUGCAUGGCGGAGAUGCGGACACUAAUGCAUGCUUCGCUGGAGCUUUGGUCGGUGGCUACCUGGGAUUCAAAGCGCUUCCGCAACAUUGGUGGAACCAUCUGCGCCAUGGAGACUGGCUCAUCUCCAAGGCCGAGGCCUUGUGUCAGGUUCUAGGUAUCACAAGUGGCGACUACGACGCCAAGGAAGACAGUGACACUCUUCCAGAUGGCGGCCGAGGGAUCCUUAGCCAGGAACAGAUGGACGUUAGAUGGACACAUUUAAUGACGGAUGUGGAACAGCGACUGCGCCAACGAAAGGAGUCACUCAAAACAUUAGACGUGCCGAGCAUGCCAGCGUCAGAAGAGAAAAGUAGACGAUGGUUUCGGAGGAAAAGGGUCCCCUGAUAAUCGAUUUCCAUCGAUACAGAAGGAUCUCAUGUUGUGACGUUUGUCUUCGCCAGCUUAAAUAUGUUUUACGACGAGCAAUUACUCACCAUCUGUGCUCCUUCUAAGUAACUCAUAGAAAGUCCAUAUGCCUUGUAU
Molecule: messenger RNA, 1623 nt
Organism: Truncatella angustata
Lineage: Eukaryota; Fungi; Ascomycota; Sordariomycetes; Amphisphaeriales; Sporocadaceae
Product: ADP-ribosylglycohydrolase-domain-containing protein
Exons: 1
Coding region: 94-1485 (463 amino acids)
Source: RefSeq, a predicted model, not a curated record